Molecule: messenger RNA, 1149 nt
Organism: Caenorhabditis sp. 36 PRJEB53466
Lineage: Eukaryota; Metazoa; Nematoda; Chromadorea; Rhabditida; Rhabditidae
Source: the annotation of a GenBank genome assembly
AUGCGUCUUGUACUGUUAUUGUUCUCCGUUUCUGUUUUACCUUCCCACUUGCUCAAACUGCCAAAGCACCGAGAAUCGUGCAAGAACGACUGGAUACUGUGAGUUCUAGGGAACUAUUAUCAAGAAUGCACAUAUUUUUUAGUAUUGAAUCCUCAAAUUUCGACUGGAAAACUAGGAUUGAUAUCGAUUUUCCCGUCGGCAAUACGUGGCAAGAGGCUAUCGACGAGGAGUGCAAGAGUAAAUGAUUCUGCUUGAAUUCCUUCGAGAUGAGAGUUGUUAUCAGACAGAAACAAGCGAUCCAUACUGUCCGAACUUCCCUCUCGACAGUUCUAUCGUGGAUUUUCAAUAGAUGACGUUCCGAAACGGGAAGCAGUGAAUAAUGUUACCACGGCAAGGAAGCACAUCCGCAGUCUUCUCAAGGAUCACAUCGUUCAUCCCACUCUUUUGGACGCCAUCAAUCCAGUGAUUACUUACAGAACGGAGACAUUCAUUGUGUUUGUUUUCAGAUAGUGAGGGAAUCUCGGAAACUGAACCUAGAGCCCAUAAUUCGUCUUGGAGGGAAAGUUAAAUUUGCCAAAUGCUUUGCGAGUCACCAAGGUUUCACAAAACACUUGUUAAUCAAAGCGACGGUGCAAGUGAUGCAGCCGGAUGUUUUGCAAGUUUGGAGGUGUGAGGACAUCGGAAGAGCAGUCAAUAACACCUACAGGUACUAUGAAAUGCCAACAGAGUUCAUGUUCGACGCUCUCAAUGAGAUCACUUUCAAAGUGGACAAGACUGCGUGCUUGGCGGUUCGUUGGACAUCAGGAAAGACCUCCUCCAGUUCCCCGUUUGCAGGCAAAACGAAACAGACUCUUCUGUCAACCGAAAGCUUUCCGAAGAGCCGAUUGCUCAAAGAACAAUGUGGAAAAGUGCACAGAAGUUGUGAAGUCGAUGGAUCACAGCCCGAUCAUUCGAAAUCUAACGGAAGGAAUUGCUAUUUACGGAGCUUUCCGGGUUUGAAGAUACGAACUACACUUGUUUGUUCUAUUUGUUGAUUUACAGCGAAUGGCAAUGCUCGACAUGUCAAAAGAGUUCAUGAUCGAUCCGGGGCUCUAUUUUUUCAGCUUUAAAACGGGAAAUACUUCGUGUCCAGAUGGUCGUCGUAUUUGA